UCUCGGGAUACCUCCAGAGGCCAAACAAGAAAUGGAUCCUCCAACCUUUCCUUCUUCCUGUCGGACCAUCUCCGUAUCAAAGAGGGUUACUAUCCCCCCGCAACGGUCCAUGCCUCACGUUUCCCAGUUCAUCACCCCGGAUCGACGUUGACUGCUCUGGGUUCUGGGGCACGAGACGGGCCCGUGGAGGCCGAAAUCGAGGAGAGACUUCUAGUACGAUUUAUGGUCGAUUCUCCUCAGUCCUUACCCUCCCCCGCCCACCGUCGAGGAGGACCUUAAGAUGGCGAUGCUCAUGCUGCUCCAGACCGACCCCGAGCUCAGAUGGUCCACUGCGAAAGUGCAGCAGGAGAUUCCCCCAGACAGCGAGGAGGGAACCGCCACUGGCUACCUCUCGCCCACCGCCAGCAAGGGGCGCGGGGAGAACCGCAAGUAUCUCAUCGAGUAUCCCAAACUCCAGCGCGUCGCCGCUCACCGCCUACGCGGCCAUCGUGGACGACAAGAGCCAGCACCUCCACGACAAGCGCGUGGACGAGCUCCGUUUUCGCGAGGACGACCACAACGCCAUUCUCUUGCUCAUGGACAGCCCCGAUGAGGGCAAUUCGGGCAAGCGUGUAGUUGAGAAGGUCCCCAAGCCGCACUCGGUCAUCAAGA
This is a messenger RNA of Prorocentrum cordatum, 651 nucleotides long. The record is from the annotation of a GenBank genome assembly. Lineage: Eukaryota; Dinophyceae; Prorocentrales; Prorocentraceae.